GGUUUUAGCAGAGUGGACGCCAACCAGUGGGCGGGCCGCACAUGCGCAGAGAGCCCGGGCCACGCCGGCUAAGGUGGCCUCAGCACGCGAUGCGGUGACGCGCCUGCAGCACCAUGGCAGCGGCUGACGAGCUGGUCUUCCAUGAAUUCGAGGAAGCCACCAAUCUUCUAGCUGAGUCCCCAGAUGCUGCCACCACCAGCAAAAGUGAUCAGGUGAUCUCCCCGGGCCACGUGGCUGUGGCUGUGGGCUCUGGUGGCAGCUAUGGAGCUGAGGACGAGGAGGAGGAGGGUGAUAAAACAGCGUUGCUGCAGGAGGAGAAGCCCCAGCCCGGGUUCUGGACCUUCAGCUACUAUCAGAGGUUCUUUGACGUGGACACCUCCCAGGUCCUGGACCGCAUCAAAGGCUCACUGCUGCCCCGGCCUGGCCACAACUUUGUACAGCACCAUUUGCGGAAUCGUCCUGAUCUGUAUGGUCCCUUCUGGAUUUGUGCCACCUUGGCCUUUGUCCUGGCUGUCACUGGCAACUUGACACUGGUCCUGGCCCAGAGGAGGGACCCCUCCAUCCACUACAGCCCCCAGUUUCACAAGGUGACUGUGGCAGGGAUCACCAUCUACUGCUAUGCGUGGCUGGUGCCACUGGCGCUGUGGGGCUUUCUGCGGUGGCGCCAGGGUGUGCGGGAGCGCAUGGGCCCCUACAGCUUCCUGGAGACCGUGUGCGUGUAUGGCUAUUCGCUCUUUGUCUUCAUCCCCAUGGUGGUCCUGUGGCUCAUCCCUGUGCCAUGGCUGCAGUGGCUCUUUGGGGCGUUGGCCCUGGCCCUGUCCACAGCAGGGCUGGUGCUCACCCUCUGGCCUGUUGUCCGGGAGGAUACCAGGCUGGUGGCUGCAGCACUCCUGUCCACUGUGGUGCUCCUCCACGCCCUCCUGGCCAUGGGCUCUCUAUUUCUUCCAGCCAUUGCCUCCAGGGCAGGUGGUGCCUCCAGCCCAAGUGACAUCUCUGACCCUGCACACACAGCUGCCUUCCACCCUGGCCCGGUCUGUGGCCACCCCCUAGGAAGAGCCGGCCUAAUCCUGCAGUACCAUGGCGAGGGAGCAGUGAGGAGGCCCAGGCCUCCCAAGAGGCCUCUUCCAGGCGACACCUCAGGAUGCCACCUGCCCUGACAAUGACCAAAGGCUUCCUAAACUACUCGAGACCACUCUGCUACUGUCCAGACUUUUCUUACAAAGCAAACACUUUUAUUUUCUAUGCAAAGGUGAUCCAGAGAAUUUAUAUAAAGGCAGGGCGGGCAGCCGAGCAGGGAGCUUCCGGGGCAGCUCGGAUGAUACAGCCACAGGGCAGGCCCUAGUCCCAACAGGAUCCCAGGGUGAGCAGGGAUGUACAAGGGGCCCCCAGCCCCACCUGGGGCACACGCAGCGGGCCUGGGCCUGGCCUGAGCCCUGCUUGAGAGAUCAGGGUACUAGAAACAGGAGCAGAGGGAGAAGAAAACUGCCUGUGCUGAAACAUGUUUCCUUGUUCAUUUAUUGUUUCCUUUUUGGGAGGGAGAGUUCCCUGCAAGGCCCCUUCCCCAGCUGGCGAGGGACAGGAUGCCUUGGCGGUCGGUAGUGGAGACUGGAGCGUCUACACGCCCGGAGGGGAGCACACAGGCCUAGUCAGUCAGCUACGCGGGGGACACCUUCCGAGAUGGCCGAGAGGGUGCCAUCUGCCCAGCAGCCCGGUGCGCUCUGCGGAGGGCAGGGGGCUCGGGCACGACAGCAGCAGAGGAGAGGACGGAGGCCUGCAGGCAGCCACGCGGUGGAUGUACAUUCAAGUGUGAGGUGACCCUUGGGGCGGGAGGGGCCGCGCUCGGCCGCCCGGGAGCCUGGGGCCGUAGGGGCUGCUGGCUGCGCCCGGCCGGCCGGGUUUCUCCGAGGGUCUGUGGAUUGACACUGGUUCUCUUCGUAAAAAAAUAAAAUUAAAAAAAGCAGCA
Octodon degus (degu) is the source of this 1963-nucleotide messenger RNA. It is a transcript of the gene Yipf2, whose product is annotated as Yip1 domain family member 2. The record is from RefSeq and is a predicted model, not a curated record. NCBI's taxonomy places the organism in Eukaryota, Metazoa, Chordata, Mammalia, Rodentia, Octodontidae. Gene Ontology annotation, molecular function: small GTPase binding. Bases 114 to 1157 code for a protein of 347 amino acids. Gene Ontology annotation, cellular component: Golgi apparatus; membrane. Gene Ontology annotation, biological process: vesicle-mediated transport. The transcript is spliced from 9 exons.